Messenger RNA from Camelina sativa (false flax), 1362 nucleotides. The record is from RefSeq and is a predicted model, not a curated record. NCBI's taxonomy places the organism in Eukaryota, Viridiplantae, Streptophyta, Magnoliopsida, Brassicales, Brassicaceae.
AUGUCUUCUUCAAUUAGGGAAAAAAACAAUUCGGGGAUGAUUUCUGAUUUAAGUGCUCAUGAGGUUCUAAACAGCGAUGAUGCAAUGUUUGAGAUUCUUCUUCUGUUACUGCCUGAAACAAUCUACAAGGUGAUUCUUGUAUCAAAGAGAUGGCUUCAGAUUGUCUCCAACCCUGUCUUCCGCAACACUUACCUAACCAAAUGGAAACCAAGAUUCCAUCUCAUUGGUUUCUUCAUCAGCAACACAAUGUACCUCAACAGCCAAUGUAUUCUACCUCGCUCUGAGCCUCGUAUGCCUUUACUGUCAACGAGCAUCAUAGGCAACGAAAUGGAAUAUUCCAAUGUUCUGAAAAAGCUCAGUUACUACAUCGAUUCAUCAAACGGUUUGCUUCUUUGUGGUUGUCAUCCGAAAACUUACUACUUAUGGGAUGUAAAUACGAGGAACCAUGAUGAGACUCCGUGUCCUCAAGCUCAUUUCAGUGAGUUUGUUAUGUCUUUGAUGACCGAAGAUUCUCUUGAUAAAGGUUUAAGCUACAAGGUGAUUCACGCAGAGUGUAAUUCCUACGUACUUAACAAUAAAAAGGUAAAAGUCCAGACUUAUUCCUCAAAAUCUAGUAUGUGGAGCUAUGUGGAACUGACUUGUCCCCAAGAAAUAUCGCUCAGGUCGUGGACUCCCGGAAGCGUGAUCGGUUCUGUGGUAUAUUGGAUUGCCACAGCAAGUCAAGAGGCUAUCUAUGGCACAUACGAUGAAGAGAAACGUAUCAAUCAGAUAAAACUCCCAAAAAUAUUUGAUUACGAUGAACAGGUUUUUGGCGAAUCCGUUGAUGGGUCUUUACAAUAUGGAUGGAGUGAUAAAGCGGUAAUGGAGAUUUGGAAGCUCGAGAAAGUAACGCUUCAAUGGGUUCUUCAAUAUAAGCUAAGAUUCAAGGCGAUGUGGAAGAUGAACCCAGUGGAAUCUAAGAGAUUUUCUAAGACAAAAGAAACGCAGCUGCUAACGUUCAUGAAUCAGAACUCGAACUCUGUUUACAUCAGAAAGGACCCGCAUAUCUUCACCUGUGACUUUGAGUCUCAAUUGGUUGAAUGUCUUCCGCACCAUGGACAUGCAUCUUCGUUCGUUUGGGAAUACUGUAAAGUCUGGCCGUACUUUCGACCCAUUUGGCCUUCUUUGCCAUUGUCUAUUGAAGAUUGGCUCUUCAACAUAAAUGAAUACCAAAUUCACUCACCAUAUCAGCCAAGUGUUCUAGUGAUUGAUCAUGAUGAUGAACCUCAAGCUCAAUGUAAUCAAGUUGAUCUUAUCGAACUGAGCGAUGAUGAUCACGAUGAUGAAUCUCAAACUCCAUUAAGUCAAGUUGAUAUUAUUUAA